UAUUUUGAGGCCGCGGUGUGCGACAACGACGACGACGACGUGGGAGAUGGCUGCGGCGGCGGGCGGCGGAGGCGGAGCGAAGGCGGCGGUGGCGGAGCAGAUAGGACAGUCGGUGCAGUCCACCUCCAACCUCCUCCACCUCAUGGAGCAGUCCUCCCCUGCCCAGGUCCACUUGGCAAAACUUCCAAAGAAUCUCUUGGCAAAAGCAUCUGUUACAAAGAACACAGAGCAAGUGCUACAACAACUACCUAAUGUAAUUUCUUCCUUGGAUGCUUUUAUGGACAGUAGUCUACAAAGUGCUUCUCAAAUUAAGACUGUGACACAACUAUUGUCAAACAUGGAGAACACCCAACUCAGAUCUAUCUUGCCUGCCUCUCGGUUACAGAAAGAUGAAAAGAGUACCGAGCCUGGAGAACUCACGGUUGAAUGACAUGUUCAAUGAGGCUUAUGUCCCAGAUCUCACCCAAGACUAGGCUCAGCCACCUUUGCUGAAGGUCAGGAAAAACUGAAAAAGUAACUAAUGACUUAAGAUCCGCAAGAUUCAGGAAACUGUGCUGCAAUGCGCGAAGGACCAUUCUUGCUUACAAUGCUCCAAGAUCAACGGAGUGGACUUAGCAAUAGUUCUUUAUUUCAUUUCCAGCUUUACUAUGGUUUCUUUGAAAGGGUGAAACCAUUAGCUCUGUGGGCUGUGGUUUUGCAUGGCUGGAGCCCGGAGCCAACAAACCUGCUGUCGCUGCAAAUUAUGUUCAUUGGCUACAACUUAGGAGAAACCUUGGCGUUGUGUCCUUUUCAUUUAUAAAAGCAUAAUAAAAUAAAAGAUGAUAGAUGCUGUCUGAUCUUUGACCAUUUGUUUGGCAUGUUUUUAGAGAUUU
Molecule: messenger RNA, 872 nt
Organism: Brachypodium distachyon (stiff brome)
Lineage: Eukaryota; Viridiplantae; Streptophyta; Magnoliopsida; Poales; Poaceae
Product: tobamovirus multiplication protein 2B
Exons: 5
Coding region: 47-430 (127 amino acids)
Source: RefSeq, a predicted model, not a curated record